UUAUUAUGUUUUAAUAUUAAAAAAACGCUGUAGGACAGACAAUCUUGAUGCACGCAGAGAGUGUUUUGGAAUAACACCCUUGGAUUACGGGCAGUGUAAUGUAAAAUUGAUGGUAAAUUCAUUUCCUGUUCUGAAUUUGUUUUGGGGCACUGGGUAUACAGUUUCGAUUUUAAAAUCGUAAUAAGUGACUGAUGUCUAUAUCGAAUUCGGAAACAUUUUCAUUCAACACAAUCAGUCGUAGGAAACACAACUAAAAAUCGGAGAAGACAAAAUGGAAAGAAGGCAUCAUAAUAAAACGGACAAGGUAGUGGUAAAGAAGUACCCACUGGCUGAGUACAAGGAGAAGAUCAACAGCCUGUUCCCACUGCCAGCGAGGCCGGCGGAUAUGUGUCACGAUGCGUUCCUGAAGAAGCUCCUGGAGCCAUAUGUCCUCGAGACCAAGAAGGAAGUGCGUGCCGUCAGGAUGUCGGACAUCUCCAGCAGCGGCCUCGAGGAGGAUCCGGACGAGGCCUUCCGGGCGAGGAUGUACAAGACUGACUACACAGCUCGGGCCAGCGUGUGGAUGUCGAGGGUCACCAGGAUUAGCGCUCCCAAGUCGAUCCUCAGUACCGACCAACGCGAUUCGGCCGCCCUGACGACCCAGAUGUUCAAGGUGCGCUUUGCCAACCUGAUAUCCGACUUCCGGAACGUGUGCAUCAUCUAUCAGCUGCUGCAGCUGCAGGAGAUCCUCAAUGUGAUGCGGGAGUAUCCGCCGGCCGGCACCAAUCCCAAUGACACCAUCUUCGGUUGGUCCUACAAACAGAAUCUAAAGCGGUUCGAACAGCAAACGAACACCGUCUAUGUGGACAUUCUGGAGAAGAACAAGUCGGAGGCCACGCUCGACGACCUCAAGUUCUAUGUGGAUCUUGGGGAACUAAUCGGUCUGGUGCAGGCCCUUCUGGACGAUGUCGUCCACGAUAGAGAUCUCUGCGCCUCGCGUGGCUUCAUGGAACUCCUCAAAGAUACCCAGGUGGACAUAGACAAGCUGAUUGCCGUGCCCUACGAGACAAUAAUGGCCGAACACGACUCUUUAGUUGAGGAGGAUGCAAAGAAGAACCGGGUUGGAAAAUUCCACAAUCCUAAAUUGGUGGCCAAACAGCAUGCCCUUAACAAGGAGCGAUUCCAGAUCGAUUAUAUGAGUCCCAUAGAAACCCGAUACAAAGUGAAUUGGACACACGAUAAUGUGGAGCAGGGACAAUAUAUUGAUUUCCUUCGCUGCAAGGUACUUUCCGAUGAGUUGGACAAAAUUGAGGAGCUCACCCGCAAGGAUUCGCAUGUGUGGAGAAGCUGCCAUUUGGAGUAUGUGACUCUGAUCGAGCAGUACAAGAAUCGCAUUAAUUCGGUCCAGAAGGCCUACGACGACGAUAUGGAAACAGCCGAGAACAUGCUACAGGCCACCAUCAACAAGGUGAGCAAGUGCAAGGAGGACCUAAGAUCGUACAAGGAAAGAGUGGAGAUUUUCCACCAGAAAAUUCAAGAAGUGCGGGAUAAGAUGGCAAAGGAAGCGGAAAAAGAACGUGCCCGUUUGUCAGCGGCUCGAGUUUCAAAGAGAUUGUCCAGGAUAUUGGCUAAACAAAAGGAAGAAAAGGCUGCCGCCAAACAGGCCAAGUUAGAAAAACGGCUGGCAAGGCGAAAUAAAAGUGAAGUCGUCGUUUCACCUCCAACAAAUUAAAGAUCGUAUAGCUUAACUUUAAAAUUACAAUAAUGUUUAUACGAGACAAUUUGGUUUAAUAACUUUUUGCCUACAAUAAAAUUUAUUAAUUCCAGAAACUAAA
Molecule: messenger RNA, 1814 nt
Organism: Drosophila rhopaloa
Lineage: Eukaryota; Metazoa; Arthropoda; Insecta; Diptera; Drosophilidae
Source: RefSeq, a predicted model, not a curated record